Messenger RNA from Cryphonectria parasitica EP155, 867 nucleotides. RefSeq names its product acetyl-CoA synthetase-like protein. The annotation marks the transcript as partial. NCBI's taxonomy places the organism in Eukaryota, Fungi, Ascomycota, Sordariomycetes, Diaporthales, Cryphonectriaceae. Gene Ontology annotation, biological process: long-chain fatty acid metabolic process. The record is from RefSeq and is a predicted model, not a curated record. Gene Ontology annotation, cellular component: endoplasmic reticulum; membrane. The transcript has 3 exons. Gene Ontology annotation, molecular function: long-chain fatty acid-CoA ligase activity.
CCAGUCCUUGUCUUGAUUCUCCCUCCCCCUCUCUCACGCGCGACACCUGCUCGUCCAGAACUGCACGACUGCUCCAAGUUUUUGCUUGUGACAACGGGUCUUCCUACAGUAACUGCGGCAUUGACGGACAGUCUAGCAUCUCUUGAACCCAUCGCCUUGUCUGGAGAUUUUUUGCCUUCCUUUCUCUCAAGAUGCGUCCCGAUCCACAUGCCAAGGCAAUUCUCGAGAAGUCCUCGACGCCUCCCCCAGCUGGCUCGCCCUACAGUCUCCCGAUUCCCGGCUCUGAGCGCGAGAAUCGAUCCCCAGUGUAUCGUAAUUGGGCCUUCCGCGAUGGGCCCCUCUUGGAGAGGUUAGAGCCCAAUGUCUUCACCUUUCACGAUCUCUUUGAGGACGCCUGGCAGGCCCGCCCGAACAAGCGCAUGCUGGGAUGGAGGCCCUGGAACCCCGCGACCAAGACGUGGGAGCCCAGAUACGUCUGGAUGACCUACGCCGAGGUUGCUGAGCGGAGGAAGAACUUUGGCGCAGGUAUCGUGGAGCUGCACCACAAGGUGGGUAUCACGGCCCCAAAGUAUGGUGUUGGCAUCUGGGCCCAGAACCGGCCCGAAUGGCAGAUCACCGAGCUUGCUCUGGUCACCCAGUCUCUGUAUCCGGUCACCUUGUACGAAACUCUCGGCCCCCAGACGACCGAGUACAUUAUCAACCAUGGCGAACUGGCCUGCGUCGUCUGCUCCUUGCCGCACGUCCCGACCUUGUUGAAGAUUGCGUCCAAGGUUCCCACCCUCAAGCUUAUCAUUACCCUUGAUUCCCUGGACGAUGGCGAGAUGGCCGGCCAUUCCAAGCGUGAGCUGCUCAACAAGCUGGCAGCGG